Messenger RNA from Capra hircus (goat), 2817 nucleotides. RefSeq names its product cerebellin 3 precursor (gene CBLN3). The record is from RefSeq and is a predicted model, not a curated record. Gene Ontology annotation, molecular function: protein binding. NCBI's taxonomy places the organism in Eukaryota, Metazoa, Chordata, Mammalia, Artiodactyla, Bovidae. The transcript is spliced from 4 exons. Bases 782 to 1438 code for a protein of 218 amino acids.
GCCCACUCGCCCGCUCUGGCUCCGAGCCCGCCGGGUCAGGUCUCCUCGCUCCUCGGAGUUUUCGGGCGCUCGGCGCAGUUGUUUCUCAGGAAUGAGGAACCACUUCAGGGAGAGAUGGAGGUGAAGAGGGCCUUAAAGGGACUAAUCCAGUCCCUUCGGAUGAUGACAUAGAAGACCAAGAAAAGAAAAAGACUGGCCCAGGGUCACAGGAUAGUGACACCCUUGACCCAAGCACUUUCCACCAAAACAAUUGUGGGGAUAACACAAGAACAUUCAGAACAUUCCCUUUCUUCCAACAGUGGAAAAGAUACUGCUAAGAGGGCUGCUGACUUGUGAAGGAUUUUUGAAGAGGGUAGGAGUGAAGAGGAAGGGGCUGUCACACAUCUGCUCACACUCACACACGCGUACGUGCACUCAGUCUCACUCAGACACCCAGUGGUCCCAGUUCCAGCCUUCAGUGCUCUCCGGCGGGGCUGCCCUGGGGUUCUGGUUGUAGCCCUCCUGUCUGGCUGUCUCAUUUCUCCUCUCCCUCCUAAAGCCCAACUGCUGUCAUUUUGUGCCCUGCCAAGGAGGCGGGAACUGCAGUGACAGCAGGAGUGAGAGGCAGGACAGAGUCGUGGGGCAUGGAGAGGGAUGGAGAGAGAGACGCCGAGACCAGGUGACCAGGAGUCCCAGAGAGAGAGCUGAGAAGCAGGUUGAGGGGUGGGGAGAGCCUGGGGGAGAGGCGGGAAGAACCGAGCAACAGAAAGAGAAGGUUCGUGGGUCACAGAGCCACUCAGCCAUGCUGGGAACAAAGCGACACUGGCCGCCUGGUCCCUCACUCAGCCUGGGGUUGCCUUUGGCCCUCACACUUCUGGCCCUGAGGGCCGGGUGGGCCCAGGAGGGGUCAGAGCCAGUCCUCCUGGAAGGUGAGUGCCUGGUGGUCUGUGAGCCCGGCAGAGCUGCUGCAGGAGGGCCAGGGGGAGCAGCCCUGGGAGAGGCGCCCCCUGGAAGAGUGGCAUUUGCUGCAGUCCGCAGCCACCACCACGAGCCAGCAGGGGAGAUCGGCAAUGGCACAAGUGGAGCCAUCUACUUCGACCAGGUCCUGGUGAACGAGGGAGGUGGCUUUGACCGCACCUCUGGCUCCUUCGUGGCCCCUGUACGGGGUGUCUACAGCUUCCGGUUCCAUGUGGUGAAGGUGUACAACCGCCAAACUGUCCAGGUGAGCCUGAUGCUGAACACAUGGCCUGUCGUCUCGGCCUUUGCCAACGAUCCAGAUGUGACCCGGGAGGCAGCCACCAGCUCUGUGCUACUGCCCCUGGACCCUGGAGACCGGGAAACACCAGCCACAAUCCUGCCUCCCUCUCCCACGACCCCCAUCCAGUCACUCACAUCCAUCAGUUCCAUCCAUUGUUUCCCACCCAUCCUGGCUCAAACUACCGACCGACAUCGCAGAUAGAGUUCUAUGAAAGCAUCCUAACUGGCCCCUUGGCCUUUGGUGAGUCUGUUCUUCACACUGGGGUUGCCAUAGUGAUCUAGUUAAAAGAGCUUCACUGCCUUAAAGCCCUUUAGGGGAUUGUGGGGGAAGGGAGAGGGUCUAGGAUUAAAUCCAUAUUCCUUAAUGAGAUUUUUUUAGGUCCUUUGCAAUCCAGAUACUGCAAUCUCCUUUGAUUCAUUUUUCGCCAUUUACAGGAGUGUAGAAACUUACAAAAUAGCACCAUUUAUUAGCUGAGGGAAAAUGGCACCCCUUAUGUGUUGGGGGACAUGUAGCUGGCGUAUUAAAUUAAGAAUAUACAGAUUAUGACCUGCUAAGUGAGGAGGCACAACCCACCACAUGGGAUCAGCAAGUGACUCCCUCGGUUGCCCAGCUGGGGAAGUAAAGACCUGCAGUCGUUUUGAUUGAAGGUACAGUACAAUCCACAAAGGAAGUAAAAUUGAAAGACUUAUUACUUAGAGAUCCCAGAAACCAGGAGCAGGGAAAGGGAGGCAGUGAGCGAGGAGAAGGGCAGUGCUCUGACCCAGUUCACAUGUGAACAGGCUAGCAAGAGCGUAUUACGGAUAAGGUGAUUGGGGUGCAGGUCACUAACUUUAUACAGGUUCAACUCUAAAUGGUCGUUUUCAAAGGUGCCCCAGGAAAAGCAAGUGGUAAUUUGGGGCAGGAAUCCUAAAUUCAAGUCCUUAUCCAAAUGUCCAAACUCUGGGUCAUUAUACUGUAAAAUGCCUAAACAGCAACUCGAAAUAGCUUUUUUCUCAUUAUAGCUCAGAAAGCAAGGGCAUGACAUUCAAGUCAACAUUGAUCAGGGCCAAGAGAAUUGUUCUUGGACCCAACUGAAGUAGACCAACUCUGUUUUAGUUUAUAAAUUGUCUUAAUCUGGACCAGACUGAAAUGGAGAAAUCAAACCGAGAUGGAGAAAUCUUAAUAUACAUUAUACUAAUGUAUAUUAAUAGACUACAUUAACAAAAGAUGGAGAGGCCAUAGAUUAGUGGGGAGAAAGUAACUCUAGCAACAAAGUGAAUAUACUUGUGUGAGAAACAGUAAAUACGGUGGUGAAGUGGUGAGCACUGGAGCCUCUCAGUAGCUGCACAUGACCUUCAGCAAAUUAUUCAACCUCCCCUUGCCUUUUAUCUUCCUCUACAAAAUAGAAGAAACAUUGUAUCUAUCCCACAGGAUUGGAAAGCACAGACCAAGCAUCUAAUAUGUGUAAGUUACUGUUACCAUAGGAACUAAGAAACAAGUCAAAACUGAUGCAUGUCCCAAGUAUUCUUGGACAAUCUUUUUAAAGUGCGUAGGAUUUUUGUGUUGUUUUAUCAUAGCCAUUUACCUGUUAUAAUGCUUCU